Messenger RNA from Knipowitschia caucasica, 2058 nucleotides. NCBI's taxonomy places the organism in Eukaryota, Metazoa, Chordata, Actinopteri, Gobiiformes, Gobiidae. The record is from the annotation of a GenBank genome assembly.
AUGGGAAACCUCGCGCGCUUUUCCUCUUCAAAUGGCGUCGUGUGCCGCGCGGCAGAGCGCGGCAGACAUGCGGCACUAGUGCGUGGUUCUGGUCCCAGAACACAAACUGUACACAGGUCUGCGCUUCAGCAGAGCACCGCAUCCCGCUCUCCGCCCGCAGAGGGCACUGUCGAGGCCACCGUCAUAUCUGGGUCAUGUUGUGAUCGCGGCAGCGCGACUUAUUACGUUUUCGCGAUCAUGGAGCCGUGUUGUCGUGUUGAAGAUGCCCCCUCUUCUCCCUCUCGCUCCCCCCCUCACUACUCUCCUCGCUCGUCCCUGAGUCCUGGCUCUUGCCCUGGAGCCUGCGGAGCCUCCAGUCCUCCAGCAGAUCCCGGACCAGACCUGGGACCUGAACCUGACCCUGGACCAGACCACAGACCAGACCCCGGUUCAGGCCUCGGGGCUGAACCCAGACCUGGGGGUGUGAUGGACCUCAGCCGCUGGCCUCUCUUCUCCCUCCUAAAGCCCCAAGAGCUGUCAGCCGUGCGUCAGGCCUGUGUGUUCGGAACCAUGGCCAACGAAGCCAUUUAUGUCACUCACAGCCAGGAGGUCUUUGCUCUGGGGCUGAACUGCUCUGGCUGUCUGGGCACCGGGGACUCGCUCAGCUCCAUUGUCCCAAAGAAGGUGGAGUGCCUGUGGGGGAAGGGUGUGGUCAGUGUGGGCUACGGCAGUGGACCACACGUGCUGCUGGUGACAGACGACGGACAUCUGUACUCCUGGGGACACAACGGCUACUGCCAGCUGGGGAACGGGACCACGACGCAGGGCCUCAGUCCAGCGCUGGUCACCGGGAAUCUGUCCAACAAACACGUGGUGCAGGUCAGCUGUGGGUCGCACCAUUCCCUGGCACUCACGCACGAUGGCGAGGUGUUUGCUUGGGGAUAUAAUAACUGUGGUCAGAUCGGAUCCGGAUCCACAGCGAACCAGCCGCAUCCACGGAGAGUCACGGGCUGUGUGCAGGGACGCACCGCAGUGACCAUCAGCUGUGGACAGACCAGCUCCAUGUGCGUCUGUGACAACGGAGAGGUCUUCGGUUGGGGCUACAAUGGGAAUGGGCAGCUGGGCAUCGGGAACAACGGGAACCAGCUGAGUCCGUGUCGAGUGUCGGCUCUUCAAGGCGUCUGUGUGAACCAGCUGGUGUGUGGCUACGGUCACGUCUUGGCUCUGUCGGAUGAAGGCGUGUGUUACUCCUGGGGCUCCAACACCUACGGACAGCUGGGCACCGGCAACAAGAGCAACCAACUCAGUCCUGUCAGAGUCAUGGCGGAGAAACAACGAGUGGUGGAGAUUGCCGCCUGCCACUCCACACACACGUCAGCCGCCAAGACUCAGAGCGGACAGGUGUACAUGUGGGGGCAGUGCAGAGGCCAGUCCUUGCUUCUUCCCUCUCUCACUCACUUCCUGUCCACCGACGACGUGUUUGCCGGGUUUGCGACACCGGCGGUGAUGUGGCGUAUGGUUUCCGUGGAGACAGACGACUUCCUGACAGUGGCGGAGGCUCUGAGGAAGGAGUUCGACAGCGAGGAGACGUCUGACCUGCGCUUCAGUGUUGAGGGCAAGUGCAUCCACGUGCACAAGGCCCUGCUCAAGAUCCGGUGCGAACACUUUAGGUCCAUGUUCCGCUCUCAGUGGACGGAGGACCAGCAGGAGGUCAUCGAGAUCGCACAGUUCUCUUUCCCCGUCUACAGAUCCUUCCUGCAGUUCCUCUACACCGACACCGUGGAGCUGCCCCCUGAGGACGCCAUAGGACUCCUGGACUUGGCCACGUCGUACUGUGAGACUCGUCUGAAGCGUCUCUGUCAGCAGAUCAUCAAGCGCGGCAUCACCGUCGACAACGCCUUCACGCUGCUGUCGGCCGCCAUCAAGUACGAUGCAGAGGACCUGGAGGAGUUCUGUUUCCGCUUCUGUGUGAACCACAUGACUCUGGUGACACAGACUCAGGCGUUCUGGCAAAGUGACGGACGCAUGCUCAAGGAGUUUAUCAGCAGAGCCAGUCGCUGUGGGGCCUUCAGGAGCUGA